Erigeron canadensis is the source of this 1713-nucleotide messenger RNA. RefSeq lists its product as uncharacterized. NCBI's taxonomy places the organism in Eukaryota, Viridiplantae, Streptophyta, Magnoliopsida, Asterales, Asteraceae. Bases 1 to 1713 code for a protein of 570 amino acids. The transcript is spliced from 4 exons. The record is from RefSeq and is a predicted model, not a curated record.
AUGAAACGAAAAAGAAAACAAACUCAACCUGACCAGGUUCGCAAUAACAUGUUUGACCAAGCUUUUAAUGAUAGCCUAUUUCAAUGCAAUAGUCAUGUUAACCACGGGGAGGACGUGCAAACUCGGGCUCUCCCGAAAUUUGCAUUUAUAGCACCUAUAAUGACCCAUGAUAUGAAACUCAUGAAUACGAGCAAUUAUAGGAGACAGUCUAUCUUGAGAUGGAAAACAAAAAGGGCAAACCAAAGAAAUAAAACACCUCCCAAGGAAUCUGAUACAUUGGCUGCAACCAAUGGUUCUUCACGCCAUGUUAGCCCUUUUCAUGAGUCUCCAAUUAUCUUAACUCGCACAAAAGAUACACAAGCAUCAACAUCUACCAGUAAUAGGCCAAAAACCCCAAGAACAAAGAGGAAAGGCCGCACCCCGAAAACCGGAAGAAACCUGUUGCAAUUCAUUCCUUUAAUGAGUGAAUCGUUGCCUAGAAUGAAAGAUUGUGCACACUGUGGUGCGGCUAAAUUUUACUCUGAAACGAAGAAUUUUUGUUGCUCAAAUGGUCGUGUUGUUUUGGCUAACAACAAACUCCCAGCCAUCCUGAAGCAACUUUUGACAUCACCAUCAGAAGAAGCAAAGGCAUUUAGAACAUGCAUUAGGACAUAUAACAACCUAUUUGCUUUUACUUCUUUGGGCGUAAAGUCAGAUACCACCCUUGCCAAGAGGAACAAGGGCAUUUACACAUUUAGGGUGCAAGGUCAAGUUUACCAUUUCAUAAAUGAUUUGCAUCCCAGUGACGAUGGUGCCAAAAACCUCCAGCUUUAUUUCCAUGACACUGAACAUGAAAUGCAAAAUCGUCUAGCAUCUUGUGAAAGGCUAUCUGAACCAGCAAUUGGCAUAUGCAUGGAAGUGCUUCUGCAAAACCCUUAUGCUUGUUUCUUUCGAACACUUAAAAACGUCCCUCAUUUGGAGAACUACCAGAUAAUCCUUAAAACACUUCCAUCACAAGAUCAAAGAGUGUACAAUAAACCAGAAGUCUCACAGGUUGCAGCACUUUGGAUAGAUGGUGGAGAAGAUGGGGACCAUGGUCAUAGGAACAUUGAAGUUAAAACGCACAACAACCAUUCUAGAAAAAUACAUUAUUAUUACGGUUGUUAUGACCCGUUACAGUAUCCUUUAAUGUUCCCGUUUGGCGAACUUGUCUUGGCCCAAAAUGAUGCAGAUUAUGUCUUUAUGAGAGAGUAUUAUUGCUACAAGCUCCAAAUUAGGAAGAAUGACAGAUCGUGUCUCUUACAGUUUGGUAGACUCCUCCAACAGUAUGUAGUUGACAACUACGUCAAACUUGAAACACAAAGAUUAGACUUUUACAGAACACAACAACAAGAAAUUAGAAAAGAAUAUCUGCAAGGAGUAGUGGAUACAGUAGCAGCAGGUGAGACCCAAGGUUCAAAGGUUGGCCAACGAAUAAUCCUUCCAUCUAGCUUUAUUGGGGGGCCAAGAAACAUGCGUCAGAAAUACAUAGAUGCCAUGACAUUAGUGCAAAAAUUUGGAAAACCCGAUAUAUUUUUGACAAUGACAUGUAACCCAAAUUGGCCAGAAAUCAAAGACCUUUUGAUACCGCAAGAAGAAUCACAGAAUCGAGCAGAUCUGGUGGUAAGAGCUUUCCAUGCAAGGCUUGAACUGCUAAAAGAAACCUCUUUAAGAAACAUAUAUUCGGUGAAGUAG